AUGAAGCUCCGAUCCACCGGCGCCCUCGCGGCCCUGACCUCGGCCGCCGCCGUCGCCGCCCACGGCCACGUCUCCAACAUCGUCGUCAACGGCGUCUACUACGAGGGCUACGGCUCCGACUCCUUCCCCUACAUGCCCAACCCGCCCGUCGUCGCGGGCUGGACCAUCGACGCCAAGGACAACGGCUUCGUGUCCCCGGACGCCUUCGGCACCCCGGACAUCAUCUGCCACAAGUCGGCCACGCCCGGCGGCGCGCACGUCGAGGUCGCCGCCGGCGACAGCAUCUCCCUGCAGUGGAACACGUGGCCCGAGUCCCACCACGGGCCCGUGAUCGACUACCUCGCGCGCUGCGACGGCGACUGCGAGACCGUCGACAAGACCUCGCUGCGCUUCUUCAAGAUCGACGGCCCCGGCUGGCUCUCGGGCGCCAACCCGGGCCUCUGGGCCGCCGACGUGCUCAUCCAGAACAACUUCACCUGGCUCGUGCGCGUCCCCGCCGACCUGGCGCCGGGCAACUACGUCCUGCGGCACGAGAUCAUCGCCCUGCACGCGGCGGGCAACCCCAACGGCGCGCAGGCCUACCCGCAGUGCUUCAACCUCAAGGUGACGGGCGCGGGCGCCGCGCAGCCCGCGGGCGUGGCCGGCACGGCGCUCUACAAGGCCACGGACCCGGGCAUCCUGUACGACCUGUACCGCUCGCCGCUGCCGCCGUACACCGUCCCCGGCCCCGCGCUGGUCUCGGGCCUGCCCGUCUCGGUCGCGCAGGCGAGCUCCAAGGCCACGGCGACGGGGACGGCGACGAGGCCUGGCGGCGGCGGCGGCGGCGGUAGCUCCGGCGCGCCCACGAGCACGACCAAGCCGCCCUCGCAGCCGACGACGACGCUGGCCACCACGACCAGGCCGACCAGCACCACCGCCGCCGGCGGUGGUGGCGGUCAGGGGCAGACGCGCUGGGGCCAGUGCGGUGGGAGCGGGUACUCUGGCCCGACGUCGUGCGCUGAGGGGACGUGUACUGUGCUCAAUCCUUAUUAUGCGCAGUGCCAGUAG
Messenger RNA from Thyridium curvatum, 1047 nucleotides. RefSeq lists its product as uncharacterized. Gene Ontology annotation, biological process: carbohydrate metabolic process. The transcript has a single exon. Gene Ontology annotation, molecular function: cellulose binding. Gene Ontology annotation, cellular component: extracellular region. The coding region runs from base 1 to 1047 and encodes 348 amino acids. The record is from RefSeq and is a predicted model, not a curated record. NCBI's taxonomy places the organism in Eukaryota, Fungi, Ascomycota, Sordariomycetes, Thyridiales, Thyridiaceae.